AUGGACGGAAUAGCUCCAAAGGCUAUUAUUACUGAUCAGGACAGAGCAAUGAAAAAUGCAAUUGCGAUCGUAUUUCCAGAAACUCGACAUCGAUUUUGCUUAUGGCAUAUACUCAAGAAAGUUCCAGAGAAGUUGGGUUCAUAUGCUGCGUACAAAUGUGGCCUGAAAACUGAGCUGAUAAAAUGUGUGUACGACACACAAACUAUUGCCGAGUUUGAAAAAGUUUUCUUGAAAGGGCACUUUUGGGCUGGAAUGAGUACAACCCAGCGGAGCGAGAGUAUGAACGCUUUUUUUGACGGUUAUGUCCAUUCGAAGACAAAUUUGAAAGAGUUUGUUGAUCAGUUUGACAAUGCGUUGAAGAAGAAAAUUGAAAAUGAAUGUCAGGCAGAAUUUCAGUCAUUUAGCGGCACCAUUCCCUGCGUAUCUAGAUCCCCAAUUGAAAAGAAAUUUCAAGAGCUGUACACCAAUGCCAAAUUUAAAGAAGUUCAACAAGAAGUAAUUGGUGUGCUUGAUUUGGACCUUGCUCUACAGACCACGGAUGGGGUAAUGAGCUCUUAUUUGGUAGAAGAUGAAGUUCGUAUUCAGGAGUUCACAAAACAGGUUACAUAUUCAGUGGAUUUUAAUGUCGAUGCAGGAAAUGCAAAGUGUUCAUGUGGGUUAUUUCAGAUGAGAGGGAUAUUAUGUAGGCAUAUCUUGGCUGUAUUCAAGAUAAACGGUAUAAAAUCAUUGCCAGAAUGUUACAUUUUAGAGCGAUGGAGAAAGGACAUCAAGAGGAGAUACACAUUAAUUCGAAGUAGCUACGAUGCAGGGGAUGAGAGGGCAAAUGGUAAUAGACAUUCAAUUCUUCUGAAUAUGUGUUAUGAGAUGAUCGACUAUGCGGUAGAAUCUAACGAGCAAUUUGAAGAUGCAAAGAAGAGGAUACAUGAGAUGACUGGAUUAUAUCGUCAGAACCGUACCUCAGUAUCUAUGAACCUUGAAAAAGAUUUAGAACCUGCUACGACAAUGGAUACAGCUGCUGCAGUAUCCAGUUCACAAGGGGUAAAGAGUCCAAUUGUUGUCAGAGGGAAAGGGAGACCCCCAUCUCUUAGAAGAGCAUCUAAGAUGGAGACAGAUAUGCGGAAGCGAGAUGAAGGAGAUACAGCUCCCAUGGGCACGUGCAGGAAUUUAUUUGGGCCAUCAGAAGUAGAUAUCACCAAUUCUGGAGAAGGGCAGGUUAUGGACAGCAUUAGCGUCACGCAAUAUUAUCCCAUGUUUGGUACUCAAGAAAGUGUAAGAUUUAUGAACUUUGCACAUUUCAAUUAG
Carya illinoinensis is the source of this 1302-nucleotide messenger RNA. RefSeq names its product protein FAR1-RELATED SEQUENCE 5-like. Gene Ontology annotation, molecular function: zinc ion binding. The record is from RefSeq and is a predicted model, not a curated record. Lineage: Eukaryota; Viridiplantae; Streptophyta; Magnoliopsida; Fagales; Juglandaceae. The transcript is spliced from 5 exons. Bases 1 to 1302 code for a protein of 433 amino acids.